Messenger RNA from Camelus dromedarius (Arabian camel), 4359 nucleotides. It is a transcript of the gene NCS1, whose product is annotated as neuronal calcium sensor 1. The record is from RefSeq and is a predicted model, not a curated record. The transcript has 9 exons. The coding region runs from base 65 to 637 and encodes 190 amino acids. Lineage: Eukaryota; Metazoa; Chordata; Mammalia; Artiodactyla; Camelidae. Gene Ontology annotation, molecular function: calcium sensitive guanylate cyclase activator activity; calcium ion binding.
GCCGCUCUCGCUGGGCGCCCCGACGGGGUCCGGCCCGGGGCGCGGGGGGCCGCGGCCGCUGAGGAUGGGGAAAUCCAACAGCAAGUUGAAGCCCGAAGUUGUGGAGGAGCUGACCAGGAAAACCUACUUUACCGAGAAGGAAGUCCAGCAGUGGUACAAAGGCUUCAUCAAGGACUGCCCCAGUGGGCAGCUGGAUGCAGCAGGCUUCCAGAAGAUCUACAAGCAGUUCUUCCCAUUCGGAGACCCCACCAAGUUCGCCACAUUUGUUUUCAACGUCUUUGAUGAAAACAAGGACGGGCGGAUUGAGUUCUCUGAGUUCAUCCAGGCGCUGUCAGUGACCUCGAGGGGAACCCUGGAUGAGAAGCUGCGGUGGGCCUUCAAGCUCUACGACUUGGACAACGACGGCUACAUCACCAGGAACGAGAUGCUGGACAUCGUGGACGCCAUUUACCAGAUGGUGGGGAACACUGUGGAGCUCCCCGAAGAGGAGAACACCCCUGAGAAGAGGGUGGACCGGAUCUUCGCCAUGAUGGACAAGAACGCCGACGGGAAGCUGACGCUGCAGGAAUUCCAGGAAGGCUCCAAGGCGGACCCGUCCAUUGUGCAGGCACUGUCCCUCUACGAUGGGCUGGUAUAGUCCAAGGCCCAGAGCUGGGAGCCCUGCAAUCACAUAGGCAUAAUGAAGAUGCCCGGGUACCACUCACCUCCUCCCGUGCCAUGAGGCCACCUCAGCCCCAACCUCACUCUCCCGUGUCCACCCAGCCUCUCUCCGCAUCCACCCCCAGCCGGGCUGCCCUGGAACCGCGAGGCCCGGCUCGCCUCUGCCCUGCCCCACACCCACCCGCCGCCUGAAGCCACUGGCGCCAAUUGCCAACAACCUCUGCUUGUCUGGAAAACAGCAGCACGGAUGGGAAAAGGCUCCAGCCCUCUGCAGAACCAAGGACUCGGCUGCUUCGCAGGCAGCCCCUCGGUCCCUCCUGCUCUUCUGCGUGUGUGCUUAUUUUUUUUUUUAUUUCAAACAGACAUUGAAAAAGAAAAAAAAAAAAAAAAAAACUACCUUCUGUCCUAGAAGAAUCAGACUGACCACAGGGAGAAGGCCUGGGGGAUGUCAGAGAACUCUGCCUCCCGCCUCCUUCUUCGAAGCCGGAGAGGCCGCGGAGUCCCGCGGGGGCGGGGCGGGGGCUCGGUGGGCGGGGCCCCGCCUGCCUAACGCGAUUGGUCGUCCCAUCCUCCAGCUGCAAAACCACCUGCGUGGCUAGGAUGACUGAUUACGAUGAUGAUUUUUCUGUGAUAACAGUAUUGUGCUUUUCGUGGGGAAAGUGAGGUUUUUUUUUUUAUACAUAUAUAAUUGAUAUCUUUUAUUUAUUGGUUGUUAACUGUUGCUGCUGCCUCAUGUGUCCAACGCUCCCAGGGAUGCGGGGCCCACCGUUUACACGUGCACGCCCUUGACCCCCUGCUCAGCGCUCUUGGGAGGAUGGUGGCCUGCAGCGGCCGAGAAGCCAAAAAGUUCUUUUUUUAGCUUUGGUUCAGAUACCGUGCUCGAUGUUUGGAGCAGGGAAAGGUGGGUUUCUUAAAUGGCAAAUGCACUGUUCCCUCUGGCCCGAAUGCCUCCUUCUGGGAUCUCAUUUUCUCUGCUUCCUGUUCACCUAUCUCUCUGUCCCGUGUCCUCCUCUGGGUCCGGAACAUCUUUCCUGAGGACAAACAAGGGACAUCUUUCGGUUUCUCAGCUCCUGCUUUAGUGUGUGCAGCGGCGUGGGGAAUGUCGAGGCUUAAGCUGAGACUGGGAGCUGGGAGGAGGGGGACUGAGUCCCUAAGGAGAGAGUGAAAAGGGCGUGAGCAGGUGUAAAGGCUGCUUCUCCCUCCUCGGUGGCUGGUGAAAAUAGUCGCUCAUUUUGCCUUCCCGCCUUCCUGCCUGCCUCGGCCCCCGCCCCGCCCCCUCGGGACAAUAUCCUUCCUCCCUUCCUUCUUUUAGCUCAAAAGCCAGGAGGGAUGGGGGAGAGAAAGGCUGCACACAACCCCAUUCAGGUAGCUUCUUGGGCCAUGUUGCUCACUGGAAGGUUCUAGCUCUGCCUGCCACUGAGACGGGGCAGCCUCAAACUGUCACCAUAAAAGUCAGACAACCUUGGACCAGAGGCCGGGAGCCCGAGGCUGGCCCUGGCUCUGUGAUUGUGGGCAACCCCCUGCCCUGUCUGGGCCCCAGCUCCCCCGGCUGCAGAGCCAGGAGGCCUGGGCUGUUGGAUCUGAAGACUCUUCCAUGCUGUUGCUAAUUCUGAGCUGGGGUUUCCUGCAGUUGGUGAUUCUGCGGUCUGUGGCUAAGUUUCCAGACCCCAGCAGACACAGGGACUGUCUGAGUCACUCUCUUGUCUCUUGGCACAAAUCUUCAGGGACACCGCAGCCAGUGGUUGUGGUGUGUGGGGUCAGGUGACACACCUUGUCCCUCCCCACGUGCUUCCUGGUUCGUCCUGGACUCUUGAGCUAUCCUUUUGGCCAGAACCCAUCCUAACCCAGGGAAGGCUUCUGGGGUGAGAAGCAGCCUCCCAGACUGUUCAGGGCCAGACUGGAGUCGAGAAUCCCUGCUGCUUCUUUGCAAAGUCGGCAGACUGUCUCUCCCUGCUCAUCCCGGCCCCAGGAGAGGAGGAGCUGGCCCUCAGCUCCCACUUUGAAUUGUCCUUGAUCUCUACUUUGCACGUUCCCAGGAGACCAGAGCUUCUUCUGCUCAUUAACCCUCAACCAGCAGACCUUCUGCCAGACUGCCGUCUGCCCGUGUGGGGCUGGCAUGUCCACUCCUGCAGGCUGGACUGCUCAGCCAGCCCCCGCCUCUCCCUUCUUGUGUUCACAGACCCUUUGGCUGCACUCUGUCUCCCCUGGAAGCCCCCUUGAUCCUAUGGGGUUGGGAGCAGCAGUGCCAUUUUUACAGGCGACUUUGAAGCCUGGCUUCUUGGGGCCCCUACGGUCACCUUCCUGCUCAGAUCCCUGGCCAAGGAGGCCCAGGAAUCACCACCAAAUCCUGCAGUUCCUGAGCCUGGCUCUGACCUAGGAUCCCCAGGCAGGAGAGGAACUUGGUGGCUUGGGGCUGGAGGGGAGGAGAGUGGGGUCUAUCCCCAGGUCCAAUCCCUUCUCUGGCCCCCGCCUGAGCCUUGAUUUGCCUUUCUGGGCCAGCGGGCAGGAGCUGUUGUGCAGCCUGCCCUGGAGGCAUCAGAACAAAGGGCUUGUGGCUGAGGAUGAUCCAGAGUGAAGCACGUGGGCCCUCCAGCUGAGGCCUGGAUCCCCAGGCAUCUAGGGAGCUGUGCUCAGAGCCUUCCCCCAACCUUCUCGCCUUUUGGCCUUUUGCUUUAGAGCCGCAGGUGUGACUGCCGGCCUUAGCAGGCAGUACCUUGGACCCAUGCCCGGAGACGGUCCAGAGCUGCCGGAAGGGCCACCCUUCUUGGCAGGGUGCUGGACACUAGCCAUUUUUGCCCGAGGUUGCUGGUGGGGACAGUUCCAUCCCCUCCUGUCACCAGGCCUCCAGCUGCAGCCCCCUCGGAGCCCUCAGCAGCCUGCAGGCCUCUCUCCCCAGCACCGUUUCCUGCCCCAGGCUCAGCUCCAUCAGCUGCUGCUCUCCGGGGCUUCCAGACCAGCCAGAAGCCAGGCUCUUAGUCCCUCUGCUGACCCUCGUUCCCCCUCCCAGGAACAGGGACCAGCCUCGGGCAGCCCUUCUGCAGCAGCCCUGGCCUCUUCCUCCCAGCAUCCACUCCCAACUCUGUGUUGAUGGUAUGUAGGAGAAUGUCAUGAGUUCCCAGUAUUUAACCAGGCAAUGUUUAGCAUAGGUCAAGGCAAGCGUGAAUGUCCUCCUCUUGCCCUGAAAUGGUUUUCAUUUUGACAGCCCACUUUCAAGACAACAGCUGCACCUGGGCUUUCAAGAACAUUGUCUCUUUUCUGGGAGGUUGGGGAAGGGUGGGGUUCCAGAGCCCCCUGGGACGAGGCAGCCUCUGCUCUGGAGAAAGCCCCAUUGCUCGCCUAGUGGAAAACUUCGCUGUUCCCUAGUGGUUUCAGCUUCUAAGGGAUCGAAGGGAACGUGGGAGCGCCUCCUGGUGGUGAUGAUCUGUAAAGGCAUUUGGGGGCUCUGACCAGCCAAACGACCCGAACUGCAGACGGGGAGGUGUGGAAGGGGCUCUGAUCUCACCCAGGCCCUGGGCUUCCAGCCCCACCUUAUUGGCAGCAUGUGUCCCAGACGCCCCUCUUCUAGGUCUGCCCCAGGGAUAGCAAAUGAAUUAGCAUAAGGGCACUGUGAUGGGAAGUCUUGCCCCCUCCUUUUUUAAUAUCUGCGGAAUAAACCCAAUGGUUGAUUUUUGAAUGAAUAAAAGGCUUUUGUUGAAUAAA